Messenger RNA from Linum trigynum, 3871 nucleotides. The record is from the annotation of a GenBank genome assembly. Lineage: Eukaryota; Viridiplantae; Streptophyta; Magnoliopsida; Malpighiales; Linaceae.
CAUAAUAUACAUAUACAAAUAUAAAGAUUUUAAUAUAUUUUAAGUGUAAUUAACACCUUUGUUUGACCGAAAUAUGUAAACUGUUCAGAAAAAUAAGGGAAAUAUGAACAAAUGUAAGAGAAAAUAAGGUGUGGAAACAUGCAUUAUAAGAGAGAAGAAAAGUUGUAUUUCUUUACCGCCUUCAUUUGUACAAUCAGAUACUACAUUAUGGCUUCGUCAUGUUUCUAUUAAAAUGAAAAAAAAAACAACUUUUGAAGUAUUUUGCUAUUUAAUACUUGUUUUUGUUGAUAGAUACAAAUAUUAGAAAAAGAUAGUGUUUGUUAACCAAAACAUAAAAUUAUAUAGUUGGUUUUUCAAAUUCAAUUGAUUAUUAAAUGUUGAUUAUCUAAACUUCACUAUAUUAAGUUCUAAUAAAAAUAAAAAUUAAUUGAUCAGAUUUAAUCAAAUAUUAUUUUUUUAAAUUACAAUAUAUGUCACUCUCCGAACGUAAGUAUACUGCUGCUACACAUAUAUAUUGCAAAAAUAUUAUUGAAUAAAAAAAGAAAAAAUUAAAAGAAGAUAGAGAUAGCUACAUAAAUGAUCAUUAAAAUAAAAUAAAAAUAUUUAAAGAAGAUAGAUAUAACUACACUAAUUGAUCAUUAAUUAACUUUUUUGUUUGUAAAAAAGAGUGUCCACCAUGACACCUUGUAAAUUUUCCAAAUGCUUAUGUGACAACAAACUACUUUUGAAUUGUCAUAAUAUUAUGUAUAGAUAGGGGCGCGUGAGGGAGCGGAGCAGCAGAGGAGAGAGAGUUGCGUCAGUCACGGUCACGGUCACGGUCACGACGGAAGCGGCGGAGGAAGAGAGAGACGGGGAGAAGUAGAACAGUCAGCAGCAGUAUUAUAAUCACUACCGUCCACAAAGUCACAAACGCAGUGGAGUUUUCAGUAGCGAGCAUAGCAAUUAGCAAAGCAGCCCGCAGUAGAAGAGAUUUUAAGAGAAUCGAGCAGUUCCCCCCAACGACCCAAAUAUCUAAUUCCUAAUCUAUAGCGACGCAAUCCCUCCACCCUCGCACCUAACUCUUCUCCCUUGUUUCGCUUCCGCAGACACGCCAUUCAUCGCCUAGCUCGUCUCUUGAAAAUUUACGACCCCCAGAUACCAAAACUGUCCCCUGUCUCCCGAUUUUGUUCUUGGGUUUUGAUAAAUUUGGCAACCUGGGUCCGCCGAGCUCCUCUUCAUCUCCCUCAGCCAUGGACGUUGAUCCUCCUAAUUACGACCACGUUACAAUCAAUGACAGUGAUGUCCACAGUAUUGUUCUUUCGUACUUGGUCCACAAUUGCUACAGAGAAACGGUGGAGUCAUUUGCUGCUAGCACGGGGAUGAAUCAGCCUGCUGAUUAUCUGGAUGGCAUAGAGAAGCGGAAAAAAAUUUUUGAGUGUGCACUAGAGGGAAAUGCACUCAAGGCGAUCGAUCUGACGGAACAGCUGGCACCCGAUCUACUAGAGAGCAACAAGGACUUGCAUUUUGACCUCUUGAGCCUUCAUUUCGUUGAGCUUGUUUGCUCCAGGAAGUGCAAUGAAGCCCUGGAAUUUGCUCAGACCAAGCUUACUCCAUUCGGGAAGGUGCAGAAGUACGUUGAAAAGCUUGAAGACUUCAUGGCGCUACUUGCAUAUGAGGAGCCAGAGAAAUCUCCAAUGUUUCAUCUUCUCAGCUUGGAGCACCGUCAGCAAGUUGUCGACAGUUUGAACCAAGCUAUUCUUGCACACGCAAAGCUUCCAAGCCACACUCCAAUGGAGAGGUUGAUACAACAGACAGCAGUGGUCAGGCAACUUCUGAAUCAAGAUCACGCCAAGGAUGGGCAUCCACCAUUUGCGUUAAAGGACUUUCUCAAUGGCUAAGGCUGUGUGGGGAAGUGUUGGAACCAUCGCGGCAAGAUGUAAACACCGGUCAGCUAGCAUGUCAACGCCGCCAAAUUGGUUCUGGGUAUAUAUAUAGUCAUUAGUCAGUCGCCACGGUCUCACACAUCAGUUAGAAGUUGCUUGUGCAACGAGUUCAGCUCUGAUUUGUGUUCUGGCCAAGCGCUACUCAUCUGGAUUCAGCCUUAGAUGAAAUCAGAGAUGAAAGCUUCAAUCAGUCUUAGAUGACUGGCAUUUCGGAUCACUAUGGCUUGAAAAUGAGUUUUUUCUUCUUGGCUUGUUAGGUUUCACUGUGGGCAAUGAGAUUGCAAGAGGCUAUCUGCAGUUUGUCAAUUCAGAAUAUAAAGCUGUGUUGGCUUAUUUCUAAAAGCAAAUGUCGCUUGUAGUUGUAGGUUGAUGCUUUGGAGUUGAACCAGCUCAUUAGAUUUUGUUAUAACAGCAACCUCGACUAUGGAAAUUUUGAGGCUUAAAGGCUAAAGCACUCAGACUCAGUUGAUGGGCUUGAAGUCCAGUAGUUCAUGGAGUUUAGUUGAGAGGCAAACCCGUUCCAUAUAUUUACACGUACAAAACGAUCACCCGCCAUUUUUCUGUUACUAAGAAACCCGCCUAAACCCAACGAACUGCCUCCGCAGUUCUCUAAAGAUAAUGCUCUCCGCCUCUCCCUAUCUGCUUUCCAGCCAUCUUCCUUUCUCCGGCCACGGCGGCGACCGGAGGCUCUUCCACCGUCCACAUUAUUCAUAAAAGUCUUUGUCUCUCUUUCCAUACCUCGGUCCGUCUUGGUCUGCAGUUCGGUCUUCUUUCCACCCCCUCCUCGAAAUUGCAGGCUACGUGUUUGUUGAAAUGCCGCACUGAAUACCUGAGCCCUGCUGCUCUUCUUCCCUCGCAGUAUUUUUCGAGAAGUUAGGAUUUUACAAAGUCGAAGCAGGCUCCUCCAGACACGAACCCUGAUGAUAUGUGGUGCAAGAUAGUGGCUUGAAUGCUAAACCACUUUGCUUUAAUUUCUGUAACUGCUAUAGUGUUUCGUGGGAUUUUUCUGACAGAUUUAGCUUGUUGGACGAACCAGAGCAUAAGAAGAAAAAGCUAAUGACACCAACCAGUAAUGUUCUGAGUGAUGAUAGUCGAUGCUAACGAUCGAGUCCUGAUUGCUUUACCUAGAGAAUAAUUAUGAUAUGCAUUGGAUAGUUUAAGUAGGUCAACAAUAUCUCUUGCCUCGGCCGUCUUGAUGGUGAUCCAGUGGCAGAUCUGAGAUGCAUUCAUCUUCAGCAGCAUUGGCAGAUCUGCUUGGUCUUAUAGUAGGUGUUCAUGGUAUGAUGAGAGUUCAGGUUUUAAUCCACCAAUCAAUUCCAGGCUUCUCGUGACUAAAAAUCCUGACAUCUCUCUUACUGCACAGGGUCUUUUACGAAAUUUUCCAAGGCACCUUAGGAGGACUCGGGUGCUUGUUCAUGUCGUCGAUGCAGCUGUAGAGGACCCUGUGAAUGACUAGAGAAUCGUGAAGAGAAACAGGGUAUCUUGAGAAAUCUAUGGAUUCCACUUCACUGGUUGUCUCCUUGAUAUGAACUAAAUCGACCCUGUAAUGUUGCGGGCAGGAAUUGAGGAUGUACAAUCCCAGAAAUGGUGCCCGAAAGCAAGUGAUGAAUUGGUUCCUCAUAAUUGUGAUGUAAGAGAGGAUAAAGAUGUAGAGAGGACUAUGCUCGCCCCUUUUGCUGUUGUGGGAGUUGGUGUUGUGUAAGUUUUUGCUCAAAUUUUCAUCCAUUGUUCUUGAACACGAAGUCUCCUGUCAUAAUUCUGACAUUCUUCGCUUGUUGUUUCCAGGAAAGGAGUCAGGUUAAAGGAGAAGUUGAAGCAGAUUCGAGCUGCUUCAACUUGAAACACAAAACCAAGAGGUCCAAAUGAGUCCACCAUUCGAGCUAUUGGGCUAUAAUAAUCCUGUUACCAUGUAAGAUGAACUCUGUGAAUACUAAAUUGUAAUGUGAUCG